Molecule: messenger RNA, 1904 nt
Organism: Cercospora beticola
Lineage: Eukaryota; Fungi; Ascomycota; Dothideomycetes; Mycosphaerellales; Mycosphaerellaceae
Product: DMT family transporter
Biological process (GO): transmembrane transport
Cellular component (GO): fungal-type vacuole membrane
Molecular function (GO): transmembrane transporter activity
Source: RefSeq, a predicted model, not a curated record
GGAGGCUUGGCGUUUGGCGUGGUGGAUGCCAGAAUCGCUGCGGUGGGCCUGAUACCCGCCCGUGAACGUCCGCGUGCCUCUUUAUCUUCGCUACGCGACCAACUGCCAGCGUCCGCACACUGCACCGGCUGUCCUCCUCCUAUGGACGUAAACAUCUUCGCACCGCCUGCGAGCCCUCCGAGUCCUGGCGACUACACAUCCUGCGCACCGUGAUGUCGGCCCUUGUGCCUCCUGCCGCCAACGAGCGAUUCGAGCCGCCUGCCCUGGACUUGGGAGAUCAUCGCAGUAACAUUGCUUCGAGCGUGCGGAGCGGCGCCCCUACCACGAAUAGCAUCGUCAAAUCCAGCAGAUGGGCGCGGAGGACAAUUGGGCUUUUUCUGCUCACCGUCACCAUCUUGGCCUGGACCAGCACCAACUUUCUCGCGAGUUCCAUCUUCUCCGACGAUACCUACUCGAAACCCUACUUCGUCACCUACGUCAACACAGCAUUCUUCAUUAUCCCACUGGUACCGAUACUGAUCAAGAGGUGGCGCGAAAAUCCCGAAGCAUUCAGGGCAUGGAUAGACGAGCUGCGCAUGCGCGCAAAGGGCAGAUACUCUGCUUUGAAGCAGGAAGAGGGAGAGAAUGACCGCGGCUAUCACGAGAGUCCCAUUUUACGCAGCACAAGCGCGCUCCUGGACGAGCCUGUUGAAGGGAGCCAGGUGCUCAGCGGUAAGGACUUGGGCAUUCCACCUUCGGACGCUGCCGAGGCGCCUCUGACGGUACUGGAAACCGCGCGACUCAGCUUGGAAUUCUGCCCUCUCUGGUUUCUGGCAAAUUACUUUGUGGCAGCGUGUCUGCAGUACACUACAGUGGCCUCCUCCACCAUCCUGACCAGCACGAGUAGUGUCUUCACACUCAUAUUUGGAGCCAUGUUCAGAGUUGAGCGCUUCACAGUGCGCAAAUUGCUCGGCGUGCUUGCGUCGUUGGCGGGAAUUACUCUCAUCUCGUGUCUGGAUCUGUCUGGUAAGACAAACGACGAUGAACAUCGAGGCGACUUCCCGCAAAAGUCGCUGAAGGAGAUCGCAAUCGGAGACUUCAUCGCAUUCCUCUCCGCAGUCAUGUACGGACUCUAUGCUGUUUUCAUGAAGAAACGCAUCGGAGACGAAAGCAAAGUCGACAUGCCGCUUUUCUUCGGCUUCGUGGGCCUCAUCAAUGUCCUCAUUGCCUGGCCUGGACUCAUUAUUCUGCAUUACACGGGCGCCGAAACAUUUCAGCUACCUCCGACUGGAGACGUGACACUGGUCGUCUUCCUGAACUCGGCGGGGAGCUUGAUUGGAGACAUUGCAUGGGCAUACGCAGUGCUAUUAACCUCGCCCAUCGUCGUUACCGUUGGCUUGAGUCUGACGAUACCACUAUCUCUGAUCGGCCAGAUCAUCCUGGACAACCAGAGAGCGGGGCCGUGGUACUGGUUGGGAGCAUGCAUCGUGGUUCUAUCGUUUCUUUUCAUCAAUCACGAAGAGAAGAAGGACGACGACAUACCUACGCCUGCGGCAGGCGAAGGGCCCAGCGCAGAAAGACAGGACUUUCUAGCGCGAUGAUGAUCACGUAAUAAUAUGAAUUGGAAAUCCGCAAUUUGCUUCAAUUUCAUCUUGCUAUUCCAUGUACUCUGGCUCGGCCCUCCUACUGCGCUUCAGCAGCUCAUACGCCAACCCAUUGAUCUCCAAUAUCGCAACCUCGAUCUCGGGCUUAUCGAGCAAGCGGUUAUGCCAUCCUAGCGUAUCUGCCACUGCUUCUCGCAUAUCUUUGUCGGAGGGAGGCGUGGACGAGUAUACGACAUGUAUUGCCUCCGCUAAUUCGACCGCAUCCCAGUGUCGAGUCAAUUGAAUCUUGAAUUUAUCAAGACAAAGCGCUUUCAACCCGCC